UUAUAAUUUUGUUCGGAGAAAGAGGAUUAAGUAUGACUGCAAAUAAGAUGAGAGGGGGAAUUUUGUGGCUUUAUGUAUUCUCGGUGUUGAUGGUUUUGGUAGGGCUAGGUGUGAUUGCAGGAGGGAUCCUUGGAGGGAUUAUGUUGAGGAAUAGGAUUCAGACAUUAGGAAGAGAGCUUGCUGUGCUGAAAGUUCAUAAUAUUGAUGAUUGGGGAGACAUACCUGGCACGAGAGAGCGAAGUCUUAACCAUCAAUUUCAUGUAUUUAAUAUUAGUAACCCUAGAGAAGUGCUUUAUGGACAAAGGCCGAUUAGCCAGAUGUACGGUCCUUGGACAUUCAAUGAAGAGAGAAAUACUGAGACUGUUGAUGUUUCAAAAGCAACUGACAUUUUUAAUGAAACUGGAGAACUAUUCUCAUUUGAUGAUUAUGUAAAAUUUUAUCAUACAAGGACUUCUGGAAAGAUGACUUCUGAUCUUUCAGACUCCUUCUAUGUCUAUAACCCUGAAACUUUUAUAAUGCAAUAUAGCCAUAGAGUUGAGGAUGACUGGCUUAGAGCUAUAAGAUCACUUAGUGGGAUGAUAAAUUAUACAUCUGUACAAUUCAGAGAUCAUCUAAUUCUGGAACAUAUGAGGAUUAAUUAUUAUCAAGAUAAUUAUGCUAAUCAGGAAGUUUUUACAGAUAAUCGAUUGAUUGCUUUCAACGGUAACUCACAGAUUUCUCAAGAGGCGAUACAAGGCAUGUGGACUGACCAAAUUUUUGGAUUUUCUAAUUUCAGAAAUGCAAAGUUUUGGGGAGACAUUUGUGAAGGAAGGCUUCCAUUCGGAAGAACAUUCGUCAAAGAUUACUUUUUCCUUCCAAAUGAUGGUCUUGAUAAAUUCUUAAUCCUCUUCUGCGAGGAUUGGGAUUCUUCAGCAUAUGCAGUAGCAGCUGCCUUUAGAAUGAGGGGAUUAUUAUCUCCUGAGAUAAUGUUCUAUCGUCAAUGGGCUGAUAAGGAAGCUGCAAAUAGAAUUCUUGGACAGCCAAAAUCUAUAACUGACAUGGAUUCUUUGGUGGCAGGUCAGGUUGAUCUCCCAACUUUUCUUGAAGAAGUCUUCUUUAAAAAUACUGACAUUAGAGACCAAUUUAAAGAUGUUGAAUUUGGAGGAAGCUCAGCCACUGAGAAUAGACUCUUAAAACUCUUUUCGCAAGAGGACCUACAGAUGUCCCUUUUCAAUGCUACAAAUAUGAAAACUCUUUUUGAUUUGGGAUCUCAAAUUAACAUAGACAGCUCAACAGGAAAGUACGAGGUUUACAAGCUUCAACCUUUGGCUGAUGAGAUGAAUAAUAAAGCCUCUGCUGGAGAGCUCUUCAUUGUUUAUUCCUUUCUCAGAAACUUGAUAGAUAAUACUUUCCUUCGAUCAAAUACUCAAUCAGAGAGUACUUUUGAUAAAGUUAGCGUCGCAUUUGGGCUAACUGAUAUUUUGAAAAAUGAAUUCAUCAGAUUCAGAGCUAACUUCACAAGUAGAAUGAUAGCUCAAGGAGCAAUUAAGUUCUUAGCUCUAGAUGAUUGCAGAACUUCUUUUGUGAGAUUGUUUCCAUUAGAGCGAGCUUCGACAUUCUGUAACAUCCCAAAAUUUGACGUCAGUACUCUAGAGGGAGCCGAAUUCUGGUGGAGACUCUAUAUUGGACGUAGUCCUGAAGAUAUUAGACUUUUAGAACGAGAAACUUCGUCAAAAAUUGAAGAAUUUGAUAAAUAUUUUAAUGAUGAUUACAGUGAUUUUGUACAAUUUACACGAUCUAUGAUGGAUGCUAUAGGAGCACGAUUACUCGAUAAAAUAUGCAGGAAAGAAGGGGACCUUUGGUGUUCCAUUCAAGAAAUUUCUUUCCAUCAAAUGGUGUCUGGAAUUAUUACCAGAAAUCCUCCUCCAAUCUUGGAAAAUUUAUCUCCAGCAGAUAAUUUCAUAGAUUUCUUUGGAUUAGAUGACCAAAAACUUAUCUCUCCCGAAUUCAAUUUCCUUGGAAAAUUUCAAGGUUUUGAAUUAGACCCUGAAAUAGAUGUGACUUAUAUUGAUAUUGUUCAAGGAAUGAGAGAUUCUAGACUUUUUAAUCCCUUCUUUAUUCUUAAGAUUCUUAAUGAUGAAUGAACCGAAAUAGAGAGAUUCUGCACUUCAAACUUCAAAAUUUGGCUUACUUUCUUAUACAGAAAUCGAGGCUUACCUCCACUUGUGAGGCAAUUGACUGCAAAAGAGAUCUUCAACGGAACGGAGAGUGAAUGUUUACUUUCUGUACAGAAAGAAAAUCCUCAAUAUGGUGGAGAUCCUACUGUCAGAACAGAUUUUAACACUUUGCCUCAUAAUGGAGUUCCUGAAAGAACUCUCAAAAUGGAAUUAUUUUCUGGUAAAAUUAACCCUGAUAAGGCAAGGAAUCUUCUUAAAUUUAACAGUGAUCAAGAAUAUAUUACAGCAGAGCGUACUUUCUAUCAUGUUGAUAGAGACUCAAGCCGUACUGGAGUUAAAGAGUCUAAGAUAAAUCCUUGGACUCAAGAAGUGUUCUUUGCUGCUGGAACAGAUGGAUUUCAGUUCAAUCCAGAUAUGACCAACAGAGAUGACUUAAUCUUCUAUGAAGACUAUUUCAAAGCAAUGCUUAAGGUUGAUUUCCAAACUGUAGUGAAUACAUUCGGACUUAAGGCAUUUGCUUUUGAGACUCCAACCUCUAUUUACCAGAGGAUCACUGAGGGACGAAUUGAAGGGAUAACUCUGGAUAAUUCAAAUCCCUACCACAACUUCUAUUUCAACGAUAUGUUUAAUGCUUCUUCAGUUUUUAGGUCUUCCUAUUUUGUAACUGAGCCUAUGUUCAGCAGGCUUGAAGGAGGGAAUGUUCAGCGAAUUCAGUCAGAAAUUACCAAUAGUAAUGGAGAGGUUAUCACUGGAAAAACUACCUGGAAUGACAGAAUCCUUUGUGAACCAUGGUCAGGGCUUAUUAUUAAGGGAGAAACAGGGUUCCAGAUGAACUUCUUCUAUGAUAGUUACACUCCUGAAGGAUAUAACCAAUAUCUAAUGCCUUAUCUACUUUAUAACAGGAAAAUGGAUAUCGAUGGAGACAUGGCACGAGAUUUAUUCCAUGAUAUUACUCUUUAUGAUGAGAGAAUGAGACUUGUAUUUAUUCUUUCAUUAAUAAUUGGAGGAAUUAUGAUAUCGGCUGGAGGUGCAAUCUUAAUUCUGACAAUAUGAAAAAGUCGUCAAAGGUCAAAAAUUUUGAAAGAAAUUAAGAAGCAAGAUGAGGAAAGAAGGAAAUCAAAAGGACUAAAGAAAAGAAACAGAGAUACUACACAAGAAACAGGUGUAGAUACUCGUAUAAAUGGCUCUAUAAAUCAUGAUUAA
Molecule: messenger RNA, 3359 nt
Organism: Moneuplotes crassus
Lineage: Eukaryota; Ciliophora; Spirotrichea; Euplotida; Euplotidae
Source: the annotation of a GenBank genome assembly